UGACAGGUCACACAGCAGAGCGGCCCUUUCAUGUGAGACCCGCUGCACAUUUCUCAGGGUUUGUGGUUAAGCCUACAUCACUGAUGGCGUCUAACACAGCCUGUACCAUACAGAGGUGACCUUUCCAGUCAGACGAAAAAAUUACCACAGCGUCCAGUCGGUCACAGGGAGUUUUGCUGGGACUAUACAUGGUCUGACAACUAAUAAUCUAACAGAAGCAUUGAUCCGGAGAAGCAAACGAAUGAUUUUAGACACCCUCGGAGUCGGGUUGAUUGGUACUACAACAGAAGUCUUUCAAAAGGCAUUGCAGUACAGCAAAAUUUACAGCACUGACAUCUCAAGCACGGUCUGGGGCCAGUCUGACCUCUGUCUUCCUCCACUCUACGCCUCCUUUGUCAAUGGCGUUGCUGUUCACUCAAUGGACUUUGAUGACACCUGGCACCCUGCCACACAUCCAUCUGGGGCUAUCCUGCCUUCUUUGAUUGCACUUUCAGAAACUUUACCUUCACAUCGCAAGAAAUCUGGACUAGAUUUUCUUUUGGCAUUUAACGUUGGCGUAGAGGUACAGGGAAGACUAAUGCAUUUUUCUAAUGAAGCCAGGAAUAUUCCAAGAAGGUUUCACCCUCCUGCUGUAGUUGGUACAAUGGGGAGUGCUGCAGCUUCUUCUAAAUUUUUAGGCCUGGAUCAGAUUCAGUGCAGAGAAGCCUUAGCUAUUGCUGCAUCAUAUUCUGGAGCUCCUAUGGCCAAUGCAGGAACACAGACUAAGCCCCUCCACAUAGGCAAUGCAUGCAGACAUGGCCUGGAAGCUGCUUGCUUUGCAUUUUUAGGUCUUGAAGGGAAUAAGCGGAUCCUGGAUUUAGAGUCUGGUUUUGGUGCUUUCUACUCUGACUAUAACCCACAAGCCCUGCCAUCCCUGGAAUCAUACAGUUGGCUGCUAGAGAAACAAGAUGUGGCUAUUAAACGGUUCCCAGCUCAUCUUGGGAUGCACUGGGUUGCAGACGCAGCAUGUGCAGUACGGAAACACAUUACUGGGGAUAAUCAAUUAUUGCCUAUUGAUGAUAUUCAAAAUAUUGUUCUCAAAAUCCCAGAUGCUAAGUAUGUGAGUCGUCCUUUACCAAGUACUGAACAUGAAGCUCGACAUUCCUUCCAGUUCAAUGCCUGCACAGCCUUAUUAGAUGGACUUGUGUCCAUCCAGUCUUUCAGUGCUCAGAACAUUUCCAGGCCAGAACUACAGAAGAUGCUUAGUAAAACAGACGUUCUUCACCCGUCUGAUAAUCAACCAAAUUUUGAGAAACUGUAUUGUGAGGUGAGUGUUACAAUGACAAAUGGAGCCACCUAUUCAGAGAGGUGCAACACAUUCUAUGGUCAUUGGAGAAAGCCACUGAGCAAAGAAGACCUUGAAAAGAAAUUCCGGUCUAAUGCAUUGACUGUGCUUUCUGAAGAUGGAGUGGAAGGCAUUGUGGAGAUGGUGAACAUGCUGGAAGAUCUAUCAGACUGCUCAGUUCUUUGCUCAUUUUUAAAACAAAGAGGUCAAGUUUCUAGCAAGCAAGAGAGAUCAGUCUAA
Hyla sarda is the source of this 1564-nucleotide messenger RNA. It is a transcript of the gene ACOD1, whose product is annotated as aconitate decarboxylase 1. The record is from RefSeq and is a predicted model, not a curated record. Gene Ontology annotation, molecular function: lyase activity. NCBI's taxonomy places the organism in Eukaryota, Metazoa, Chordata, Amphibia, Anura, Hylidae. The transcript has 6 exons. The coding region runs from base 242 to 1564 and encodes 440 amino acids.